Molecule: messenger RNA, 306 nt
Organism: Carlito syrichta (Philippine tarsier)
Lineage: Eukaryota; Metazoa; Chordata; Mammalia; Primates; Tarsiidae
Product: tubulin beta chain-like
Exons: 1
Biological process (GO): mitotic cell cycle; microtubule cytoskeleton organization
Cellular component (GO): microtubule; cytoplasm
Molecular function (GO): structural constituent of cytoskeleton; GTPase activity; GTP binding
Source: RefSeq, a predicted model, not a curated record
CCCUCCCCCAAGGUGUCGGACACGGUGGUCGAACCCUACAACGCCACGCUGUCGGUGCACCAGCUGGUGGAGAACACGGACGAGACCUACUGCAUUGACAACGAGGCGCUCUACGACAUCUGCUUCCGCACCCUCAAGCUCACCACACCCACCUAUGGCGACCUCAACCACCUGGUGUCGGCCACCAUGAGCGGGGUCACGACCUCCCUGCGCUUCCCCGGCCAACUCAACGCCGACCUGCGCAAGCUGGCCGUGAACAUGGUGCCCUUUCCACGCCUGCACUUCUUCAUGCCCGGCUUCGCGCCC